Diaporthe batatas is the source of this 1917-nucleotide messenger RNA. RefSeq names its product proteinase A. NCBI's taxonomy places the organism in Eukaryota, Fungi, Ascomycota, Sordariomycetes, Diaporthales, Diaporthaceae. The transcript is spliced from 4 exons. The coding region runs from base 500 to 1675 and encodes 391 amino acids. Gene Ontology annotation, biological process: proteolysis. Gene Ontology annotation, cellular component: fungal-type vacuole. The record is from RefSeq and is a predicted model, not a curated record. Gene Ontology annotation, molecular function: aspartic-type endopeptidase activity.
GCCCAAAGAGCCCGUGCCCGUGCCUGUGCCUGCCACUCACCCACCCACUACCAGGCCUGGUUGCGGUUGCCUCGUCAUCCGGGUCCUGCCUUGGCUUAUUAUUAUCAGCUAGCUAGGUUUAUCGGUGGCAGCUGUGUCACAAGACGCUGCCAAUCCCCCCCGGAGCUCCAGGGUCACUGGCUGGGGGACUGACGUAGGCUCAGGACGGCUGUCGCACUGGUCCAGUAGUGUAGACCCGCCCACCCCAUUUGCCCAUCCAUCAUCCAUCCCUCCAUCUGCCAGUCUGCUUCCGCAUCCACACCACACCUCAUAGCUUCCCCAGUUUCCUUACCUCACCAACCGUCCUUGGGGCCUCCGUCACUCCUGACCCCUACACUUCUCCGGAUCAUCAACCACAUUCUCUGUCUCGUUUUCCUUUCAUCACCAACCACAUCUAUUUUUGCCAUUUUCAACCAUCCUCCAUCAGUCUCUCCAGUAAUCGAUAUCACAGCUGCCCAUCAUGAAGGGAGCUAUGCUGAGCGCCAUGCUCUUUGGCGCCUCCGCCCAGGCGGCCGGAGUCCACAAGAUGAAGAUCCAGAAGAUCCCCUUCGAGGACCAGAUGAAGGCGUUCCCCAUGCAGGACCAGGUCAAGUACCUCGAGCAGAAGUACUCUGGAGCCCAGCACCCCUUCGGCUACAACGAGCCCAACAUCGAGCCCAACAAGGACCACACCGUUCCCAUCACCAACUACCUGAAUGCCCAGUACUUCUCCGACAUCAAGGUCGGAACUCCUCCCCAGGAGUUCAAGGUCAUCCUUGACACUGGCAGCUCCAACCUCUGGGUUCCUUCUUCCAAGUGCACUUCCAUCGCUUGCUACCUGCACACCAAAUACGAGUCUUCGUCGUCGUCGACUUACAAGAAGAACGGCUCAUCCUUUGAGAUUCAAUACGGCUCUGGCUCCAUGAAGGGAUUCGUCUCCCAGGACACCCUGCAGAUUGGCGAUCUCACAAUCAAGAAUCAAGACUUUGCUGAGGCGACCGAGGAGCCUGGUCUGGCCUUCGCUUUUGGCAAGUUCGACGGUAUCCUCGGCAUGGGAUAUGACACCAUCUCUGUCAACAAGAUCGUGCCUCCUUUCUACCAGAUGAUCGACCAGAAGCUUAUUGAUGAUGCCGUCUUCGCCUUCUACCUCAGCAAGGACGGAGAGGGCUCCGAGGUCGUCUUUGGCGGCUCGGACAAGGACCACUACACCGGCAAGAUCACCAACAUCCCCAUUCGUAGGAAGGCGUACUGGGAGGUCGAUCUUGACGCUAUCACUGUUGACGGCGAGUCCGCCCAGUACGACGACGCCGGCAUUAUCCUGGACACCGGCACGUCCCUGAUCGCCCUGGAGACCGACCUGGCGGAGAUGCUCAACAAGCAGAUUGGUGGCAAGAAGGGUUAUAGCGGAACCUACACCAUAGAGUGCAACACGCGGGACAGCCUGCCAGACAUCACCUUCACCCUGGCCGGCCACAACUUCACCAUCGAUGCCUAUGACUACACCAUCGAGUCUGGCGGCUCCUGUAUCUCCGCCUUCAUGGGCAUGAACCUCCCUGCCAACCUUGCUGGUAUCCUGGGAGACGCGUUCCUUCGUCCUUGGUACUCCAUCUACGACCUGGGCAAGAACCAGGUCGGCAUCGCCAAGGCGAAGCCCUAAAUACCGCAAUCAGCAGUCACCGGGUGGGAUCUAUUAACUCUUGUAUCAACAGGCGAGACCUAGUAACAUCAUGGCCUGGCAUGGAGGAUUGGGCCGGUUUGGGUUGCGCAUUGUGCCUUGCGUUGAGGUGCAUCACUAUUCCCCACGUCAUGGGAUUUUCCUUGGACCGUCUCGAGUUUUGCCACAGAUUGUAAGGUAGUUGGAACUAGCAUUAGUGGAAUAGGACACGGUGAUUUUACAGU